Messenger RNA from Girardinichthys multiradiatus, 1295 nucleotides. RefSeq names its product transposon Ty3-I Gag-Pol polyprotein. The record is from RefSeq and is a predicted model, not a curated record. The transcript has 2 exons. The coding region runs from base 516 to 986 and encodes 156 amino acids. NCBI's taxonomy places the organism in Eukaryota, Metazoa, Chordata, Actinopteri, Cyprinodontiformes, Goodeidae.
GGGAUGUUAUAUUGGGUACCUGUUGUGAGCACGGGGAGGGGGGUCAUUAAAGUUUUGGCCGUUCUACAAAGAAGUCUUGAGUGCCUCUUUAUGAUAAAGAGACAAGUUUAUUACAUGGUGUCAGAAGAUGGCAAAGUUUCAGAGUUUUUGCUUUGAGAAGCCGGCGGAGUGGCCCGAGUGGAAGAAACGCUUUACUUGGUACAGGACUGCUACUAAACUGGACAAGCCUUACUUUAGAGAUGACGGUACAGGAGGUGCAGCAGUCAGAGGAAGUUAAAGUGCAGGUAAACCAACAAGGAGAACAGUUCAGUGCAAUCCAAGAGGUGGCGCAGCAUCACGGCAGCGGGGCUCGCGCAAGAUGGCGGCAACCACACCGAGAUGUAAACAAACCCAAAGACAGCGAAAAUUAAAAAAGAUGUGGACGAUGUGAGAAAACAACACACAGCCAGCAGGAUAAAUGCCCAGCUACCAACUCCAUCUGCAACAGAUGUGGAAAAAAAGGACACUGGGAAAGGAUGUGCAAAAGCAAACUGGCAGUUAAAGAAGAGCUGGACAGAAUGGAGGCCAAUGACACUGUGGAGGCAGUAACAAAACCAACUGAGUGGUGUGCCCCAAUGGUCCCAGUUCCUAAAAAGAAUGAAAAGACCUGCAUCUGCUUAGACUUAAAAAGACUAAAUAAAGCAGUUAAGAGGGAGCGGUUCAUGCUACCAACAUCAGAGGAGAUGAUGACGAAGCUGAGUGGUUCCACAGUUUUUUCAUCAUUGGAUGCAGCUUCAGGGUUCUGGCAGAUUCCUCUGGAUAAGGAGAGCCAGAGGUUAACUACCUUUAUAACCCCGUAUGGAAGAUAUUGUUUCAAACGUCUUCCCUUUGGGUUUACCAGUGCCCCAGAGAUUUUCCAGAGGAAGAUGGUGGAGACCCUGGAGGGGCUGGAAGAAGUUGCUGUCUAUAUGGAUGACAUCAUUGUCCAUGGCAAAGACAUGAAGUAAGACAAUCAACAGCUGCAAAAAGUUAUGGAACGACUAGAAUCAGCUGGUCUGAAGCUGAACCCAGAAAAGUGUGAACUAAGAAAGACAGAGCUCCACUUCCUGACCCUGCCAAAGUAUCAGCGAUCAAAAACCUCAACCCACCGGAAAAUGUCCAAGAACUAAAGAGAGAGCCCUUGGGAUAAUCAAUUACCUGGGGAAAUAUAUCCCAAACUUACCCACAGUGGGGCAACCACUGUUUGAACUGCUGCGAUCAAAGUCAGCCUGGACCUGGGGCCCAGCACAGCAAAUGGCUUUUGAUAAAAUAAAAGA